Messenger RNA from Alternaria rosae, 1887 nucleotides. Its product is annotated as feruloyl esterase-like protein B precursor. The record is from RefSeq and is a predicted model, not a curated record. Lineage: Eukaryota; Fungi; Ascomycota; Dothideomycetes; Pleosporales; Pleosporaceae. The coding region runs from base 190 to 1767 and encodes 525 amino acids. The transcript has 2 exons.
UAUUAACAUGGCCUCAGCCUCUGUCGCAAACUGACCAGCGUAGGUAUCCCUAUGGGCAUUCAAAUGAAUCCUUCGGUUCAGGAUAAAUAUGCAAACGGGCCCAGUAUGGGCUUGCUAUAAGUAAUGGAAGCAAUGUACAGUGUAAGUAACUCUUGACGAGUAGCUUUCUCAGUCUUUCCUGCGACUACGAUGCAGAAAACAACUCCGUGGAAGAGACGAAGUCUCAUUUCUCUCGUUCCUAUAUUGGGUUUCCUGACAUGCCCAGCCUUCGGAGAACCAGUCUGCGAAGCUUCUACCUUCCAGAAUCUGGACUUACCAGGCGGCGAAAUUGUCAACAUUGCUACACAGACACACAUGAACCUGUCAUUCCAAGCUCCCGCAGAGCAAAACCAUUACGCUACUGCUGUGACUGAUCUGAACGCUUGCGAAGUGAUCAUCACAUACACGCAUCCCGGCUCCAAUGACACUAUCCACACGGUCGUUUGGUUACCAUCGCCUGAGAAGUGGACAGGAAGACUCUUGGGCGCCGGUGGUGGGGGAUGGGCUGCGGGACCCGAAACCAACACCACACUCCCAUGGGCGGCUAGCGAGGGUUUUGUUACCGUCGCGACAGACGGAGGUCACAUCGGUGGGGACAUUAGCUGGUCGCUCACAAGUUCUGGCAAUGUCGAUUGGGUGUUGCUAGAAGACCUUGCCUCUGUCUCUCUAGAUGAUGCCGCGACGCUGGGAAAGGCAGUCACUCAUUCUUACUAUGGCGAAGCACCUAGCUAUAGCUAUUGGAAUGGAUGUUCUCAGGGCGGCCGACAAGGCUACAUGAUGGCGCAGAAGUACCCGGAUCAGUAUGACGGCAUCCUGGCGGCCGCACCAGCUAUCUAUUGGAACGAGUUGAUGAUGCAACUCUUCUGGCCGCAGGUCGUCAUGAAUGAGAAUGGGUUUCCGACUCCGCAGGAAUUUGAGGCUAUCAACGUUGCUGUUGCCGAAGCCUGCGAUGGUCUCGAUGGUCUACAAGAUGGCAUCAUAUUGGCACCUCAAGACUGCACCUUUGACCCAAUGACCGUAGUGGGCAAGCAAUACAUCUGUCCUUCCACCAACCAGAGCAUGACGAUCACGAACACCCUAGCCAAGGUAGCAAAGCUGAUAUGGCAAGGUGCUACAACCCGCGAAGGCGAUUUCCUUUGGUUUCCCGGCAACAUUGGUGUUUCGUUCGCUGGUCUCGCAUCAACAACAUGCAGCAAGAACAACACAUGCGUCGGGGAACCGUUUCCCGUACCUCAGACCUGGAUUACCGACUUUGUCAUGCUCGAUCGCGAGUACGACACCGCACAAAUGAACAUUACGCAUUUCGAGCAGCUUUUCCACGAUGCUGUAGCCCGCUACGACUCGAUUAUCGGAACCGCGAACACGGAUCUCGAUGGGUUUCGGAAAGCGGGUGGCAAGCUCCUUUCAUGGCAUGGACUGGCUGAUCAGGCUAUCGCGCCCGAUGCGACUGCGCACUAUGCGCGGGAGGUGCAUGAGCGUGAUCCAAAUUCCAGUGAUUACUAUCGCUACUUUGAAGCGCCUGGUGUCGAGCAUUGCGGUAAUGGGCUUGGCUGGUAUCCUGGUGAUGGUCUGAGAGUACUCAUUGAUUGGGUGGAAAAGGGCAUGGCACCCGAGACACUGGAGGCGGAGACUACGGAGGGUAGGAAGGCGCAGCUUUGCUUAUGGCCUAAGCAUAUGAUAUAUGUUGAAGGAAAUCCUGACGAUGCGGCUUCGUUCGCGUGUCGAUAGGCUUUAGCCUUAGUCACAAGUAUGCGUAAGAAAUGCGUACUAGAGACUCGGGUAUUCAUCAAGGUUGUUUCCAUUAUUCCAUCGUCCAUAUAUAUAGGUGUCACUUUGAAGUAAUCUUUA